This is a messenger RNA of Dendrobium catenatum, 2908 nucleotides long. Its product is annotated as transcription factor MYB3R-4. NCBI's taxonomy places the organism in Eukaryota, Viridiplantae, Streptophyta, Magnoliopsida, Asparagales, Orchidaceae. The record is from RefSeq and is a predicted model, not a curated record.
GAGUGACAAUUCAAUAAAAAACCACUGGAAUAGUUCAGUGAAGAAAAAAUUGGAAUCAUACAUGGUUCAAGGUCUGAUUGAAAGGUAUCCAGGAUUACCAAAUGUUGUUUCCUCUACUACAGCAAGAAUCCGGCAAAAGAAUCAUGACAGUGGCUUUAAAGAAAAAUCUGACAUAGAAGAUUCCUCUGAAUGUAGCAGUUCGGCUUUGGUAGCUUCUUCUCAAUCCGAAUGUGAAAUGGCAAAACCAAUUACAGAGGAUGGAGAUCACAAGCAGGAGGAGGCCAUCAAAAAGGAGGUGGACUCACAUUUGCCAGUUCGCUCCAGUGAAUAUUAUGGUUCAGCUGAAGAAGCUACAUUUGGUGCCUCUAAAUUCCACUGUGCUGAAGUGCUUUCUGAAGUAGCUUCACCUGGAAAUUUUUUACCAAAAGCUGAAGGAUCUGGAAAUGAAAUUAGGAAGCCUUCUAAUGAUGACAACUACGAGAAGAAAGAUACUAUGCCCCAUAAACCAACAUCAUUGGAGACUUCUACUUCUGACGCUGGAUUAGGAUUUGAGAAUAAUGAUAAACCGUGGAUUUCUUUAAAUAAUGGCUGCAGUCCAAACCUUUUCCAGAUGCAUCCUGUAACAGCCUUGGGUAUGGAAAAUCUUGACUGUGCUGCGGCAAUGAGUUGUAAAUCUUUUAUUCACAGUCCUGGAGCUUCUAUGAAUUUUGCUCCAUAUUCAUACCCCGUAUUUCCAGUGAAUACAUCAAAUAUGUAUGGACUUCCUUUUUGUCAAAGUUUGAUGAAUGUUCCCCCAUCUUUUAUUUGUCCUAGUGCUAAUGUGGAUAUCCAAGACUUAUCUUGGAGGCUGCAAAAUUCUGGAUCUAUUGCAGGCUCAUUUAUUGGUGUUCCUAUUUCUGAUUGCCCUAUGCCUCCUGUUCCUGAAGUGAUGCCUUCAAGUCAUGAGACUAUAGACCAAGGAAAUGAACGACAAGUCCAGCUAGAAGAAAAACAGAGGUUAGAGGAGGAAACACAAACAUAUACAAGUAGUUGUGACAAUCUUACAAGGAAUCUCUCUCUCGCUAGUGAGGAGAAAGUAGAGUUUGAAAAAGAUUUAGAACCUGGAACUGUCUCUCCUCCAGAUGAGAUGAAAGAUAAUCAAUCUGAAAAUUUCUUUAAUUCUGGAUCUUUAUUCUAUGAACCUCCACGCAUACAGAGCUUGGAAUUUCCAUUUGUUUGUUGUGACAUUGUGUCUAGUGAUCUUCAGCAAGCCUAUAGUCCACUAGGCAUCAGGCAGCUGAUGAUGUCAUCUGCAUCAUGCAACUUAUGGGACUCUCCUUCUCGUGAUGAUAGUCCCGAUGGCAUUUUGAAGCAUGCUGCCAAAAGUUUCAUAUGCACUCCAUCUAUCAUGAAGAAAAGGCAGCGUGAGCUAUUGUCUCCUUUGCAGGAAAGGAGAUUUGAUAAGAAAUCUGGUACAGACAUGAACAGAGGGUCAUUUUUUACGUCAUUAACAAAAGGGGAUGAGGCCUGCAUGGAAUAUAUGAUUGGUGAAGUUGAUGCUGAGAACAUUUGUUCAUCUUUAGCAGAUGAUGUUCGUGAUUCUUUGUCUGAUCUAAAGGACAAACGUGAGACUAUUAAGCAAAAUAAGAAUCUGGGUGCCAAACUUACUCAAAAAAGUACCGCUAGCAAAUCCUCCAGUGCUAGCAAGUUUCAACCGAAUAGUGAGGACUGUAGAUCUGGAGCUAAAUUGUCAUCUGUUGUUGAUUCAGACGCAAAAGAACCUCAAUGUAACGCAGUAUUGGUGGAGCGUAAUACUACUAAUUUGGAAUGCCUAUCUGGUUGCUCUACCUUUAUUUCGCCCACUGCUUGUGGAACCAAACAUGUGGACUGUUCUAUUACGGUUACAUCUUUGCAAUAUCCACCAUCAUCAAAGAAACCACAAAUUGCAGUUGAGAAGUUCACUCCAUCCAUUGAUGCUGACUACGAAAUUUUUAAUAUCUUUGCUGAUACUCCUGGAAUCAAAAGAGGGUUAGAGUCUCCUUCAUCAUGGAAGUCACCCUUGUUCUUGAACUCAUUUCUUACAGGAGCAGAUUUUACAUACGAGGACAUGAGAUACUUUAUGAGCCCUGGUGAAAGAACCUAUGAUGCCCUUGGUCUUAUGAAGCAAUUAAGCGAGCAAAAUGCUGGUGUAAUAGCUGAGGCUCAAGAGGUAUUAUCCAAUGGGGGACAAAAGUUGAAUUUUGACAAUGUUCUAUCCAAUAAUUCCCCACAAGGAAAUGGAGACUCUUCAAAAGAACAGGAAAACCUUAUUCCCAUUCCUUCAAAUGUUUUGGCUGAAGGGCGUGUUCUUGAUUUCAGUGGAUGCACUACACCUCAUGAGAAAACUAAGAGUACGAAAGUGAAGCCUCUUUCUGGUAGUUCACAUAUCAAUAGCCAGACCUCGAAAACCUCUCAUCUUCUUCGCGGUUGCCGAUAGCCGGAUUAUUUUUCAAAUUGGAGUAAACAAUCACUUUGCUACUGUUGAAUUAUUUUCAGAUCUUUUCCCCGUGGAAGUUCCCAGCUGCAUCUGUCUCUCAAGUUUUAGUUUUUCAAUCUGCUAAUUGGGCCCCUGUGGAAGAAGAUCAUCAUCAAAGUGAUGUGUAAUAUUGUACUCCACACAUCAAGUAAAUUAAUUGUGAUUCUAUUUCCUACUUCCAGAAGCUUUGUUCUUCUUCAUCUAUUUGUUGUCUAUGGAUCUUCUGUUCACAGCACCACUAAGGUCAAGUGAAACAGAAGCUUUGUUUGCAUUCCUUGUAUUUGUUGUUUAUGUCUAAGCUCCAUUUCUUGGUUCGCAGCACCAUUUAAGUUAUGUGAAACAUUUAUCUGAUUUGGUACUCUUUUUCUCCAGCUUUGUUUUGGGAAAAUAUAUAUUGAAAUUUCUUGUCUUCCA